Messenger RNA from Helianthus annuus (common sunflower), 587 nucleotides. RefSeq lists its product as uncharacterized. The record is from RefSeq and is a predicted model, not a curated record. Lineage: Eukaryota; Viridiplantae; Streptophyta; Magnoliopsida; Asterales; Asteraceae. Bases 64 to 534 code for a protein of 156 amino acids. The transcript has a single exon.
CAUAAUCUCAAAAGUCAUUCACAACACCCUUUUAUCUCUCAAAAAACCCAAUUCAUAAACACCAUGAAAGUGAUGAAACACCUAAAAUCCCUCAAGUUCUGGUCCAAAAAGAAGAAGAAGAAAAGGAUCACAACCAUCCACCACCAUUCUCCACCACCAUGCUGCUGCAGCCCUGCGUUUCAGCCGUCAGCUCCGCCAUUACCCUCGCGGUUAGAUUACGAACAGCAGACCUACACUCAACAUCUGUUGACAGCUGAUGUAAAGUUCUCUGUAUUGCCAAAAGAACAUGACAUCAGCAAUGUGAAUCCAUCAUCUUCAUCUGGUGAUGUGGAAACUGGUUGUUCUUAUCAGCAAUAUAUGGUUAAGAAUCCAGUUUACGGAGUGCCUGUGCUGCAGUCAACAGAAACAGAGAGGUCUGCGGGUGCCGUUGGAUGUGUGUUUAAUAUCGGUGCUCAUUUGUUCCGCUGCUUCUUCCCCUGUUUUCGCAUUAGGGAUGUCCAACAUAAUUUCAAUUUUAAAUCCUUUACUAACUAAAGUUUAUAAAAAUAAAUUCCAGAUACAUGUCAAAUAUAUAUGUUGAUUUUACU